AUGCCCUCCUCAAAAACAGACACCGCGAUGCGGUUCCCAGCCAGCGAACACCAGCAACGACGGAUGUGGACCACCCAGGAUAAGAAGGCUGCAGCCAGAGCGCACAGCGAGCGUGGCAACAGCAUGGAGCAAUCCAAAAAGAGCACCACCUGGUCCCCGGAACAAAUGUUGGAAGCCCAUAUGAAUGCGGCCGGUAAUCCCGAGCCUGAUCCAGCGACCUUUGGCGAUGGCGCCAAGGCCAGAGCCAUGGGCAAAUCUGGCCACGUGGAUGAGGCCGACAUGUUUGAGGCUAUGAAUGCGGAUACGUCUCGGUUUGAAUAG
Penicillium diatomitis is the source of this 321-nucleotide messenger RNA. RefSeq lists its product as uncharacterized. The transcript has a single exon. Lineage: Eukaryota; Fungi; Ascomycota; Eurotiomycetes; Eurotiales; Aspergillaceae. The record is from RefSeq and is a predicted model, not a curated record. Bases 1 to 321 code for a protein of 106 amino acids.